AUGUCUUCCACAAGGCGAGUGUGCAGUAAUGCGCUCCGCGCGGGUCGCUGCCGCGUCGCGGCGCCGGCACCGGUCGCGGCCUCGAGACGGUGCUUUGCUGUUGCUGCUGCUGCUGCGGCGUCGGCGUCGUCGUCCAGGUUCGGAACCACCACGACCCGUGUAACGACGGCAGUCGCCUGCCGGCUGGGGAGCGCGCCCGUCGCGGUACCGAGGCUCUUCUCUUCCGAGGCGGACGGGCACCACGAGAUCGCGGCGAACGGCAGCAAGCUCUGGACAUACGAGCAGAUGGCCGAGCUGGCCAAGGACCCCAAGGGCGUCGUGAUUGUCGACUCACGCGAGCCGGGCGAGCUCCAGCAGACCGGGCGCAUACCCUCCGCCAUCAAUGUCCCCGUCUCGACGGCUCCCGAGAGCUUUCACAUCCCCGAGGAGGAUUUCGAGGAAAGGUACGGCUUCCCGCGACCCGGAAAGGACACGGAGCUCGUAUUCUACUGCAAGGCCGGCGUGCGGAGCCGCGCGGCGGCCGCGCUGGCCAAGGAGGCCGGGUGGACCAGGGUCGGGGAGUACCCCGGCAGCUUCCUGGACUGGGAGAAGCACGGCGGCGAGGUCGAGAGGGGCGGCAAGGGGCCUGGGCAGAGGUGA
Molecule: messenger RNA, 639 nt
Organism: Colletotrichum graminicola M1.001
Lineage: Eukaryota; Fungi; Ascomycota; Sordariomycetes; Glomerellales; Glomerellaceae
Product: rhodanese-like domain-containing protein
Exons: 2
Coding region: 1-639 (212 amino acids)
Cellular component (GO): mitochondrion
Molecular function (GO): thiosulfate-cyanide sulfurtransferase activity
Source: RefSeq, a predicted model, not a curated record